GUCACAUCCAAGGACGCUGGAAAAGGAGCCUGUGGAAGCUCUGCGCGCUGCAGCGGCUGAUCCAACCUCACAAGCGGCGCUUGUCUCCAUGAUUUCACUGCGCACAGAACAUCCGCAGCUGCAAUAACCAUGAAGCCCGGACUGCAGCUCCUCCGCUUUGCCAUAACGUUUCCUCUCGUCAGUGGAACACCUUUCCAUUACAGCAUGUUUCAGGGAAAAGCCCAUUCUGCCUCCGGAACGCGUCAAAGAAACAAAAACUGGUGCGCAUACGUUGUGCAUAAAAAUGUGAGCUGCGCAGUCGUUGGCGGAACGGAGAGUUUUGCGCAACCGGAGCUUCUGCCUUGUCCGCCGGAGCUGCCCAAUUGUGCGCAACAAGUCAUAUAUCAAACACAUUUCAGACCCAUGUAUAAAAUUGCUUUCAAGACUGUGACAGAGCUGGAGUGGAGAUGCUGUCCGGGUUAUAGAGGUCAUGACUGCAUGGAGGUGAAGGACUUAAGGGUGCUUCAAGCAGAGCGUCCGCCCUUCUCCCAGCCCGUCUCUGGGCGUCGUCCAGCCCCACAAGUCCCAAACCAAAGAUCUGAAGGCCAGAGCAACCCGUCACUGAGUGGAGAAGAACUAAUCAGUGGUGAGGAAAGAUCCCAACAUCCAGCACACGUGGAGGAGGAGGUGCAGCGCCUGUCUCAGAUGGUUCUGGACAUGCAGGCCAGAAUGACAGACAUGGCCUCAAAUCUGAGGCUGGAUUUCCAGGAGGAUGCCAGUAAAAUGCUGGUUUCAUUACUCAGCAACGUCAAGCACCCUGCCAGUGCGCGCGGCGAUGAGAUUCAAAGCUUUCAGGUGCAGGACUUCACUUAUGAUCAGAAGACAACACAGGUGGAUGAGCUGAUGAACAAGAUCAACCAGGUCACCUAUGAUCUGGAGUCCAAAAGGAGCAAUUUAGAUGACCUGCUGGGUCGAGUCAACCACCACGAUGACCAAAUCCGUCUGUUGAUGGAGACCCUGUUGUCCACACCCUCUCCUGCUACUCCGUCCACGAACACAGACAUGCGAGUCCACCUCGACAACAAGAUUCAGGAACUGAGGGAGGAAAUGAUGGAAGGCAUCGAAAUCAAACUAGCAGACCUAAAGAGCUCCUGUGAAUAUAAAGUCCUCUCUGUUCGGGAGCAGUGUGAAGGACAGGAGAUGAACUACCUUAGCCUAGCUGAGCUCAUGGACUCGAAGGAAAGUGAUCUUCGUAACGAGAUAAAAGAACUCAAGGCCAAACUUUCUGAACAAGGGAAUGUAGGUGUUCUGGCUCGUGUGGAGAAGCUGGAAAUUCACGUCAACGCAUCGGACAGAACCCUGACAGCGCAAUGUCGCUCUGCGGAGGAGAAACUGCAGAGCAAGCAGGAGCAUGCUGUCAAAAAGCUGAAAGAGACUGUGGAGGACAAACUGCUGUCCAUGGAGGACAGGCUCCAAACUCUGCUGGUGGACACCAAAACCAGUUUGUCUGGAAAUCAGAUUAAGAACCAAGAUCAUUUGCAAAAAGAUAUUGAUUUUUUGAAAGUUUCAGUCCAAACGUUGGAUGAUAAACUCAACAACUUCUGUGCACAAGGGUGGAGGGCAAAUAUGACUGCUGGAGAUACCCUGCAGCAAAACGUGGAGAGUUUCAGAGCUACUGUAGAUGUUUUGGAAACGAAUCUAAAAGAUCAGAGAAGAGAUAUUGGAGCCAUGGACCAGCAGAUCCUUAACCACAGCAUCAGCAUUGAUGAUAUAAACACCAAAUUAAGUUACCUUCAAGGCCUUGCUGGCAGAACAGAGGAGUCUUUAUUGGAAUCAAUACAACAGCACUCUGAAGCACCAAACAGUCUAAACUCCUCCUGGAUCCAGGUCAGCGCAGAGGUUGAACAGGAGCCCAAUCAUAUUUUAAAGAUCUUCAAGGACGAGCAGGAGGAGAUGAGGAGGAAGCUGGAUGAGCUGGGCAGGGAGGUCAAAGCAGAUGCCGACCGCUGCAGAGAAGCAACGCAACACGCAGGAGAGGAGGCCUCCAACAUCGCCGCCCGCAUCGAUAAGAUGGAAACGGUAUGCAGCAAGCUGGACCCCAUGACUGGAAGCCUCCAGAGGAUCAAAGAGGGGCUGAACAAGCACGUCACCGGACUGUGGACUUGUGUGAACCAGCUGAAUGUCACAGUUAGAGGUCACGCUCGUGACAUUGUAGAGCUGAGGGGAUCUUUACAGAUCUUCCAGAACAAUCACACAGACGCUUCCAGGAACCUCCACGUUUUGGAGAACAGUUCUCCCGGAAAAGAAGGUUCUCAGGUUGGACUGGGAAAAGCAGGUUUUCCUCAAAGCUCCACUCCGACUGUCAGGCUGUCGGUUUUCCCCCCGGAUUCCUCCCUCCCACGGCCACCUGUGAUCGAAACCGGAGAGGCAGGCCCCCCAGGCAAAAUGACCCUGUCCAAACUGCCUGAGGGGACUGCCGGCAGUAUGCUGGGUGUUCAGGGCUUUGCCGGAGCUCCAGCUUCUGCUCCAAAAUCCACAAAGGCCGACCCCCUCCAGAUCUCAGCAGGUGUGAGCAAACCACAAAGACUUGCACCUGAGAAAACUGCCACACUAGCAGAGGACAAAGUGUCGUUCUCAGCUGGUCUGACUCUUCCACCCUUCAGAGGAGACGUUGGAGUCAUUCGUUUCAAUGAAGUUUUGGUCAACGAUGGAGGACAUUAUGAUUCUGAUACAGGCAUCUUCACAGCUCCCACAGAUGGCCGCUACCUGCUGACCGCUGUGCUCACGGCGCAACCAGGCCAGAAGAUCGAGGCAGUUCUCUCAGUGUCCAAUCGCAGCAUCCAGAAGCUGGACUCUGCUGGGUUUUGGUCUGAAGCUGCAGCAGCAUCCACAUCACAUCCACAAUGCAACUGCAGCAGCUCCGCCUCUCUCAGCCUGGUUCUGUCUCUGAGGCAGGGAGACCGCGCCGGUCUUGUUCUGACCGCCGGAAAGCUCGCCAUCUCAGCGUCACCACAGAUCCUCUCAUCUUUCAGUGCUGUGCUCCUGUACGCCGCCCCUACCAAACGGUAGUUCCUUUAUUCCUUCACUCGAGGUGCGGUGACACACCAAGAGCUGUUUGAUGCAUUUUUAAGGAGCAGAAAGACAUUAUAUUUAAGAUUUGAGGGAAAAAAGAAAGUCGUAAAAACACGAAAAUGUAUUUUCUACGUAUUAUUAUAUUGAUUUGUUUAUGUAGAAAUGUUUUUAUUUGUUAGUGUUUUACAUUUGCAUAUAACGUCCAUAAUUUUUCACAAAAAACAGACAACCAGAAACAAAUAAAGAGUUCUCCGCAGAAAACAUCA
Messenger RNA from Oryzias latipes (Japanese medaka), 3317 nucleotides. RefSeq names its product elastin microfibril interfacer 2b (gene emilin2b). Gene Ontology annotation, molecular function: protein binding. NCBI's taxonomy places the organism in Eukaryota, Metazoa, Chordata, Actinopteri, Beloniformes, Adrianichthyidae. The record is from RefSeq and is a predicted model, not a curated record.